Molecule: messenger RNA, 1496 nt
Organism: Physeter macrocephalus (sperm whale)
Lineage: Eukaryota; Metazoa; Chordata; Mammalia; Artiodactyla; Physeteridae
Gene: ORMDL1
Product: ORMDL sphingolipid biosynthesis regulator 1
Exons: 4
Coding region: 136-597 (153 amino acids)
Biological process (GO): ceramide metabolic process; intracellular sphingolipid homeostasis; sphingolipid biosynthetic process
Cellular component (GO): endoplasmic reticulum membrane
Source: RefSeq, a predicted model, not a curated record
GCUGCGCCGCGCCGCGCCGCGUUGGGACUGGCCACUCGCGUUCCGCCUGAGGAGGCGCUGCCGUCGGCACUGCAGCCGCCGCGGAGCUGAUAACUGCUUCGAGCUAGCUGCCGGGAGUGGGGCGGCGGUGCAAACAUGAAUGUUGGAGUUGCCCACAGUGAGGUGAAUCCAAAUACCCGUGUAAUGAACAGCCGGGGUAUGUGGCUGACAUAUGCUUUGGGAGUUGGCUUGCUUCAUAUCGUUUUACUCAGUAUUCCCUUCUUCAGUGUUCCUGUUGCUUGGACCUUAACAAAUGUUAUACAUAAUCUGGGGAUGUAUGUAUUUUUGCAUGCAGUUAAAGGAACACCAUUUGAAACUCCUGACCAGGGUAAAGCAAGGCUCCUAACUCAUUGGGAACAACUGGACUAUGGAGUACAGUUUACAUCUUCACGGAAGUUUUUCACAAUUUCUCCAAUAAUUCUAUAUUUUCUGGCAAGUUUCUAUACGAAGUAUGAUCCAACUCACUUCAUCUUGAACACAGCUUCUCUCCUGAGUGUGCUGAUUCCCAAAAUGCCACAGCUACAUGGUGUUCGGAUCUUUGGAAUUAAUAAGUAUUGAAAUGUGUUUUGAAACAACAAAAAUUUUUACAGCUACUGAGUUUUCUGUACGGAAGGAAUGGUUACUAAACUGCACUGUUUCUGUGAUAAUGUGAAAUGAGAGGUAGCUACAUUAGAGAACCAAUUGCUGGUUCUUUAUAUGCUGUGUUAAAGUGCAGAUUCUUACGAGAAGAUGCCUUUGUUUAAUGCAUCUGGUAUCCUUCUGAAGAGAGGCUUUAGAGGCAGGCUGGGCAGGCCCAGCUUAUAAGUUAAAUGGCUAUAAAGUAAGGGUGUAGUAGAUAAAUCCAAGGAAAUAAGAGAUUUAUAAGAAACUAAGUCCAGCUUAGCUUAUAAUGAAUGGGCAUUAUGUUAGGAGAAGAAAAUGUUUAAUCAUUCAGUCAUGGUCAGGUUAAGCAGAGUUACAUGUAAACCAGAAUCAUUUCUUUACAACUUUAUUAUAGAUUGUUUUUAUUACCAUGCAUAUCCCUUUUAUGUUAUAUAAGAGGAUAUAUAUCCUCUUGUUUUAUACAAACCAAUUCCUACCUUAUGAAUGUACUUUUUUGGUUUUGCAGGCUCAACAUUGUGUUGAUAGAUGAGUUCAUUUUUACAUUUAUUAAGUUACUGAGUUCAUGAAGGUCCACCUUCACGGCUGAUUGAUGAUAGAAGAUAGUUAGGCACCUUAGAAGCAGCCUCUGAGUCGGCCUUCUAAUUUGGGAACAAAGUUGGUUUUGCUGCCUUUCCAGAUACAAGGCUGCUAAACCAAUUAAGAAAAUAACUUAUUUCUCGUAAUUAAAGUAUAUGGUAACUUAAAGGUCUGCUUAUUUGGUUGAGCAAUCUAAUUGUUGAAGUCUGCCAUUCUUUAGCGAUGGAAAUUUAAAAUGGACAACUACAUAGCCAACCUGUGAUCUGGCAGAAACUGCU